AUGGCCGAGCCGGGGAAGAGGGACAUCCGCAACCAUGUGCUGUUCGAGGUCGCUACCGAAGUCGCCAACCGCGUCGGCGGCAUCUACUCGGUGCUGAAGUCGAAAGCGCAGGUGACGACGGCAGAGUAUGGCUCGACAUACACACUACUGGGCCCGCUCAAUCGAGCAUCAGCGGCCGUGGAGGUGGAAGAGAUCGUGCCCAAGGACCCAGCAUUAGUAGCGACCAUCAAGAGCAUGAACGAGCGCGGUAUCAAGACGCUGUACGGCAGGUGGCUGAUCGACGGUGCACCCCGAGUACUGCUCUUCGACACCAGCACGGGCUACUACAAGCUGGAUGAGUGGAAGGGCGACCUCUGGAACACCGCCGGCAUCCCCUCCCCACCCGACGACCAUGAGACAAACGAGGCUAUCGUCUUCGGUUAUCUCAUCGCCUGGUUCUUAGGAGAGUAUGUCUACCACGAGCGCGAGCGGGCUGUCAUUGCUCAGUUCCACGAGUGGCUGGCGGGUGUUGCUCUACCGCUCUGCAAGAGGAGGAAGAUCGAUGUGACCACCAUCUUCACCACACACGCUACCCUCCUCGGCCGGUAUCUCUGCGCCGGCAGCGUCGACUUCUACAACAACCUGCAGUACUUCGAUGUGGAUGCAGAGGCAGGCAAGCGUGGCAUCUACCACCGCUACUGCGUAGAACGCGCGGCGGCGCAUGCUGCGGACGUCUUCACCACGGUCAGCCACAUCACCGCCUACGAGAGCGAGCACCUCCUCAAGCGGAAACCUGAUGGCGUCUUACCAAACGGCCUCAACGUCAAGAAGUUCAGCGCGACCCACGAGUUCCAGAAUCUGCACUCCAUCAACCGCGAUCGUAUCACCGACUUUGUGCGCGGCCACUUCUACGGCCACAACGACUUUGACCCCGAAAAGACACUCUACUUCUUCACAGCCGGCCGCUAUGAGUACAGAAAUAAGGGUGUGGACAUGUUUAUUGAGAGUCUUGCGAGACUGAACCACCAAAUGAAGAGCUCGGGUAGUGAUAUGACGGUGGUAGCAUUCAUCAUCAUGCCGGCACAAACCACCAGCUUGGCCGUGGAAGCUCUGAAAGGGCAGGCUGUCGUGAAGAGCCUCCGGGACACCAUCACCCACAUCGAAAACAACGUCGGCCGAAAGCUCUUCGACAAAUCCCUCCGCUGGCACGAAGGGGAUGAAGUCCCCGACGAAAAGGACCUCCUCACCCCCCAAGACAAAAUCAUGCUCCGCCGCCGCCUCUUCGCCAUGAAACGCUCCACCCUCCCCCCCAUCGUCACGCACAACAUGGUCUCCGACACCGAAGACCCCAUCCUCAACCAAAUCCGGCGCUGCCAGCUCUUCAACCACCCCAACGACCGCGUCAAAGUCAUCUUCCACCCGGAGUUCCUCUCCUCCGGCAACCCCGUCUUACCCAUGGACUACGACGACUUUGUCCGCGGCACGCACAUGGGGAUUUUCAGCUCCUACUACGAACCGUGGGGCUACACGCCGGCCGAAUGCACCGUCAUGGGCGUACCGUCCAUCACCACCAAUUUAUCUGGCUUCGGAUGCUACAUGGAAGAGCUGAUCGAAAACGCCACCGACUACGGCAUCUACAUCGUCGACCGCCGCAUGAAGGGCGUCGACGACAGCGUCAACCAACUCUCCGAUUUCAUGUUCGACUUCACCAAGAAAUCCAAACGCCAGCGCAUCAACCAGCGCAACCGCACCGAGCGCCUCUCCGACUUGCUCGACUGGAAGAGGAUGGGCAUGGAGUACGUCAAAGCGCGCCAGCUCGCCCUUCGUAGAGCCUAUCCGGAGAGCUUUGACGGUGACGAGGAUACGGGCGGCUUCUUUGAUGGGGCCGAGACGGUGAAGAUUUCGCGUCCGCUGAGCGCGCCGGGCAGUCCGCGGGAGAGGAGCGGGAUGAUGACGCCGGGGGAUUUUGCGAGUUUGCAGGAGGGGAGGGAGGGGUUGAGCACGGAGGAUUAUAUUGCUUGGAAAUUGCCUGAGGAUGAAGAACCAGAAGACUACCCCUUCCCCCUGACGCUCAAACAGAAGAGCAAGAACGCCGGCGGCCUCAGCCCGGCCCUUGGAGGGAGUCCGGCGCCGGGACAGGUCGAUGGCGGGGCGGAUGCGAGUGGGAAUGUGAGUGGGAAUGGGAAUGGGGUUGGGACGGGCACGCCGACGUUGGUGAAUGGGACGGGAGCGUCUGUUUCAUAG
This is a messenger RNA of Saxophila tyrrhenica, 2223 nucleotides long. RefSeq names its product glycogen synthase isoform 1 (gene GSY1). Gene Ontology annotation, biological process: glycogen biosynthetic process. The transcript is spliced from 2 exons. Gene Ontology annotation, cellular component: cytoplasm. The record is from RefSeq and is a predicted model, not a curated record. Gene Ontology annotation, molecular function: alpha-1,4-glucan glucosyltransferase (UDP-glucose donor) activity. NCBI's taxonomy places the organism in Eukaryota, Fungi, Ascomycota, Dothideomycetes, Mycosphaerellales, Extremaceae. The coding region runs from base 1 to 2223 and encodes 740 amino acids.